CGGGAAAUAAAAUAAUGCUUUCGACAAGUAGUCUAGACUCAUUGUUCCCCGAGUGGCACAACGCCCCAAUAUGCCACACGAAAUUAGUGACAUCAACCGAAGUGGUGCGCGGGGGGGAUUUGCGAAGGAUACUCCGGCGCGAGUUUUGCUGUUGGCUGUUGGCUGGAGGAAAGGGGGGCGUUAGGUAGAGGCCGCCACCAUUAUGUCUCAUUGGCCGACUCCCUCUCGAAGCCUUCUCUCCGCUCCAUCGUCGAAAGGUAGACAUACAAAAAGGAGGCUCUUCGGCCUUGCGAGAAUUUCACGUUGAGACAGCGCUAUUUCUUGUGUCCCACCAGAAGCCACCUCUCGCUAGCCACCACUUAUUCGUCGUCCCUGUUAUGCUGCACAUGCGUGUGAAGAUGAGAGAAGUAAUUGAGCCGACCAUGACCAGUGAAUCGGGCUACAAGCCGAAGGUCCUAAUAGUCGGCGGUGGCCUAGGCGGCUUGACGCUCGCCCAAGUAUUCCGCAAAAACGGCAUCCCGUUUGAGAUCUUUGAGCGAGACGAGCAUGAAGUCGCUAGAGCGCAAGGAUGGUCCCUAACACUUCACAGUGUUCUGGACGGGUUGUUCGAGGCCUUUCCGGAUGACAUGCCCAACUUCCGAGAGUCCGUCCACCACCUGAACCCCCUCGACUUGGAAACGCAGGUCGUCUUCUAUUUCAACAACGAACGUAUAGGCACAGAAGGUUCUCCGGCUACCCCUCUGCUACGAGCCAACCGCCUACAGCUUCGGAGAUGGCUAUCCACCAAGAUCAACGUCCAGUACGGCAGGGUUGCGAGCAAGGUGGAGAGGGUGGGUGACAAGAUGGUCGUCACCUUCAGGAACGGCACCACCGCCAUGGGCGACAUUGUAGUUGGUGCCGACGGUGCAAAUAGCAUCGUGAGAGAGCAUAUCUUAGGGAAGCCGAAUAAGGAGAUCCUCAGGAACGUCCCAGUCGGCUCGAUCACGGGAGAAGUCAAGCUCAGCGGCAGAGCUUUGGCGCGCCAAUUAGAGCUCGCCCACAGCAUGGCCAUCAUCCCGGUCACCACCGCCGACGCGUGGAACCACUUAUUCUUCGGACUGACCGGGAUAUCGCCCGACGGGCAAUCGGGCGAGUUCUUUUGGCUAGUCUCAUGGCACGACCCGCUAGCCUCGGCGACCGGCCGCGUCGCCGUUAACGCGUUCCCGCGGCACGAGCGCCUCGAGAUCGCCAAGAAGAUGGUCGCGAACCUAGACCCCAAGUUCCGGGCCAUCGUCGAGGAGACGCCGGCGGAGGGGAUCCGGGAUAUUGGGUGGGUGCCGAUGGACUGCCAUCUCGACGAGAUUCCGCUCGGGCGCGCGACACUGCUCGGCGACGCCGUACACCUCAUGAUGCCGUACAAGGCCGAGGGCGGCAUCCAUGCCAUGCGUGAUGCCCUGCACCUCGGCAAGCUGCUCUCGAACCUCGAGUCCGGAGACGACGCCGCCCUCCACCGCGCCCUUACCACCUUCUACGGCGAGAUGCUCCCGCGCGGCGCCGAGGCUGUCGAGACCUCGCGCACCUUCCAGCACGAGUUCCGGAAGGACAAGACGGGUGUGCAUGCCUGGGGACACCCCGUGAGAAGCCUGCCGGAUGAGAAGAUAGAGAUCGGGCCGGAGGGGGUUACCAAAAUGUCGAAGGGCAUAUGCAAGUUGCAGAUAGUACCAAGUAUAUGAUGAUCUGCGUUUCAAAUCAUGUAUAAACAAAUUUACUUGCAAGUUUCUUUCUGGGUACGGGGGUGUUGGUAAUAUCAUGAUACAGAGAGAGGAAGAGGGAGAGCCAGCUUAUAUACUUAGGUUUGGUAGGUACAUGUCAGACCAAAUCUCGAUUAUUGCAUUCGAGUUUGUCUGGUGACUAAUUUUUCGUUGCCUCAUUUCGUGUAAAAAAUGGCACAAUAGCACCUAGUUGUUCUGUCUAAUCUGCUCCUAA
Hypoxylon fragiforme is the source of this 1965-nucleotide messenger RNA. Its product is annotated as FAD/NAD(P)-binding domain-containing protein. NCBI's taxonomy places the organism in Eukaryota, Fungi, Ascomycota, Sordariomycetes, Xylariales, Hypoxylaceae. Bases 378 to 1712 code for a protein of 444 amino acids. The record is from RefSeq and is a predicted model, not a curated record. The transcript has 3 exons. Gene Ontology annotation, molecular function: FAD binding.